AUGACGACGUCGUUUCAUUCGACCCAGACCCCGGCUUCUUCAUGGGCUUUGCUCCCAUGGAAAACCCGCAUCUCGUUAACGAUUCUGUCAAAGUUAACGGACGCCACUCGCCGUUCUAACGGCUCCGUCAACCGCCGUCUCAUAAGCUUCUUCGACUUCCGCUCCUCCCCCACCCCCUCCGCUCCCUACAAAGGCGUCACCACCACUGACGUCACCGUCGACGCCUCCCGCAACCUCUGGUUCCGCCUCUUCGUCCCUUCCUCUGCGACGUCGUCUUCUUCUUCAUUGCCCGUCGUCGUUUUCUUCCACGGCGGCGGAUUCAGCUUCCUCAGCCCCGACACCUUCGCCUACGACGCCGUCUGCCGCAAAUUCGCCCGCCGCAUCCCCGCCGUCGUAGUCUCCGUCAACUACCGCCUCUCGCCGGAGCACCGCCACCCAUGCCAGUACGACGACGGCCUCGACGUCCUCCGAUUCCUCGACACAACCCCCGGCGCUCUCCCCGCCGUCGCCGACCUCUCCCGCUGCUUCCUCGCCGGAGACAGCGCUGGCGGCAACAUCGCGCACCACGUGGCGGUGCGGGCCAGCCGCGACCGGCUCCAGCUCGUGAAGCUCGUUGGGCUAAUCUCGAUCCAGCCGUUCUUCGGCGGCGAGGAGAGAACGGAGUCGGAGAUUCGACUGGAGGGCGCGCCGCUGGUGUCGAUGGAGAGGACGGAUUGGGCCUGGGAGGCGUUUUUACCGGCCGGGUCGACCCGGGACCAUGAGGCGGCGAAUGUGGUCGGGCCGAACGCGGUGGAUAUAUCGGGUGUGGAGUACCCGAGUACAGUGGUGUUUGUUGGAGGGUUUGAUCCGCUGCGGGACUGGCAGAUGAGGUACUGUGAGUGGCUGAGGAAGUCAGGCAAGGAGGCGAAGCUCGUUGAGUAUCCGACUAUGGUUCACGCGUUCUAUAUGUUCCCGGAGUUGCCGGAAUCGAACCAGAUCAUCUCGGAGGUCAAGGAUUUCGUGGGCUCUAGAAUUUGAAUCUAUUAGAG
This is a messenger RNA of Argentina anserina (silverweed cinquefoil), 1028 nucleotides long. Its product is annotated as probable carboxylesterase 18. The transcript has a single exon. Gene Ontology annotation, molecular function: hydrolase activity. Bases 1 to 1017 code for a protein of 338 amino acids. Lineage: Eukaryota; Viridiplantae; Streptophyta; Magnoliopsida; Rosales; Rosaceae. The record is from RefSeq and is a predicted model, not a curated record.